AAAUCCUAAUCCCAGGAUCCCGAGACAGCUAGAAAUACCGCAUGAUGGCAACCCAUCAGUCUGAGACAUAUAUAUUGGAUAAGAUUUUUGAGAAGGAUAUUAACAAGCUAGACAAAAAUCUCCAUAAAGGAACCGAUAUGACUGCUGUUGGAAACUGCUCUAGCGCUAUCUGAAGUCAUAUGACCUUCCUAUCUUACUAUCCGUCUGAUCCAUAGGUCUGAUCCUCUUGCUCAGCCAUAGCCUUUAAUACGCUCUGCGUGUAGAGGCAAAGAUAAAUGGGGCGGGGGAGGGGAUACAGAGGAGGGAGAGACAGCAAGAGAGAUGAGGCAAGUUUGCAAAACAAACGCACUAUAGAAGACCAUGAUCAUAUUUUUGGAUAGAGUGAAUCAGUAAACAACAAGAAGGAAAAUAUGCACUUUUAUUGACAAAUGUGACUAUACGGCUACCACAAAAGAAGAGAGAGACAGAGCGCAUACGCAAGAAAAAGCAGAGAAGGGAUCAUGGCUUCUCUACUGAGAUAUGGCAACAUUCUUUGCCAGACGGAGUUUGCGAGAAAGAUGUCGGAAGAGUAUGACUGAUGAGUAGUACCAUGUCAACAACUAGGAGGCUGGGACGUACUCAAUGAAGAUAUGGAUCAGGGUAAAGAUCACAAAAAUGAAGGAUUGUCGUCUAGUCAGAAGACUCGACCAGGAGAGACCAUGGCCUGGAAGGGUCCUCUCACAGUGGUUCUGCGUAAAAACUCUUUGGGCUUUGGUUUCACAUUGCGUCAUUUCAUAGUCUAUCCACCAGAGUCUGCCUUCAACACUAACCUGAAGGAUGAAGAAAAUGGAAAUGGCAAAGGAGGUCAGCAGUUUCGUUUUGAGCCAGUGGAUACCAUCUUUGUAAAGAAUGUGAAAGAGGAAGGACCCGCUCAUCAGGCAGGCCUCUGCACAGGUGACAGACUAGUGAGGGUGAAUGGGGAAAGUGUGCUGGGGAAAACGUUCUCUCAGGUCAUAGCAUUGAUUCAGAAUAGUGACAAUGUGCUGGAGUUGUCCAUCAUGCCAAAAGAUGAGGAUGUGCUACAGCUGGCAUAUUCUCAAGAUGCCUACUUGAGAGGGAAUGAGCCAUACACUGGAGAAACACAAAACCUUCCCGAUCCUCCUCCAGUCUGUAACUUAAACAGCAAAUCUCCCUCAACAUCGCAGAACCAUGCUAUUCCUGUUAACAUGAACUCUGAGAUUGUUGUAGUGUCUCAACCUUCCCCUCACUGCCUGAUUCGUCACCGCAUCUGCUCUUCAUCCUCAGGUGGGAAAACAAACCUGCUGGACUUCCACUUUGCCAACCACAAUGCAGCUAUUGCCUCUGCCUCACUAGUUCACCCUAGGAAAGCCAGUCUUCCCCAAGGUCACAGUGAACUGUGCCACCAAGGUCUGUCAGACUGGUACUAUAGCCAAGUAGACCAAUCAAGCCUUGGCAAUUCCCAUCAUUACCAGAGCAGCUCUCAAGACAGGCUUUAUGAACUGGGACUGGCACCAGGAGGGUCUCGUGGUGGUCGGACACACAACUCAUCUCAGGAUGCCCUACUACAUUACAGUGCAGUGAUGGGGAUCCACCAUUCACCUUGCACAGAUUCUUAUGGUCUUGGGAGAACAAGUAAACUCUCUAGCCAUUCCUGUUCUGAAAACUUGCUAGCUGCUUAUGCUUCGUACGAGCAGAGCUUUGGUCAUUCACUGGAAACUCUAGAAAAGGCAUCCAUUCUGAUCUCACCCCAUUAUAAAAUACCAACACAGCCUCAUGAAAUCACUCAGCUAAUCAGGGUAGCGGAGUGCAAAAGUAUUGCCAAUAAUCACACAAAUGGUUCCGCAGUUUUGCAACCAUCAGGUGAGGGUUUAAGGCAAAAACAGCAGCCAGCUGUUCACAUCAGACAUUUACCUGCACAAUAUGUUGAGGGUCAGAUGGUUGGCUGCCACACCUCCAUUCCAAAAACCAUCCCACUGCAGAAUCCAUCCUCCAUCACUCCCUCUGCUGCAGAGUCCCAAGAGCCCCAACGCUCACUGGUCACUGUGUUUACUGAGGAACCUUUACAGCUUAAAAAAAAUCUCCCCUCAGGAAUUGAGACACACCAUUGUACUUCUGUGAAUUUUAUUAAACCCCUUUCAGCUAAAGUUCUUCCCUCAAGGUCAGAAUAUUCUGUACACAAAACUAAUAGUGGCAUUACACCCUCAUCUGUGGAGCAGGACUCCUUGGCUGUCAUCCCAUUCAAAGGCAGUCUGAAAAAAAGCCGUCGCUCCUCCUACAUGCUGGCCAUUACUACGGAGCGAUCUAAAUCAUGUGACGAGGGUCUGAACACUUUUAGGGAAGAAGAACGUGUUCUCUUGAAACUGCCAAAAAGAGUCAAAAGCUUUUUUACAGAUGAUUCUCUAGAGAGUCUUAAAGUGGCAGAAGAUGCACACUCUAAACGCCACUCCACUUCUGAACUGGGAAACAUCAAUCUUACAGACAUCAGAAAACAAGGCUGGCUGCAUUAUAAACAGAUUCUUAAUGAUAAACGGAAGAAAGUGGGCAGUGGUAUGCGGCAGUGGAAAAGAGUAUUUUCUGUGCUGCACUCUAGUUUACUGUUCCUCUACAAGGAUAAGCGUGAGGCGGUGCUUCAUGCAACUAGGGCAGGAAGUCAUGGCAUUGGGCAAGAGAAGGAUAUUCAAACAAUCAGCAUUCAAGGCUGCUUGAUUGACAUUGCAUACAGCGAGACUAAGCGUAAACACACUUUUCGGCUGAUGACUCAGGACUUCUGUGAGUAUCUUCUGCAGGCAGAGGACAGAGAUGACAUGCUGAUGUGGAUAAGAGUUAUCAGAGAGAAAAGCAAGACCGAAAAUGAGGAACUGGGCUUCUCCAGACAGGUUCUCAUCAGUAAGAAGCUGAAUGACUAUAAGAAACAGAGUCCAACAAGCAACAAGCCAGAUACUUCUCCUAAGAUGCAUCAAAUGAUGCCACCUUUCUUUCUCUCUAAAACUGAAAACGCAUCUGCUGUAAGCAAAGCCCCAGGAAAAGAUGAGAGUAUUAGGGCUGCAUGGGGUAUUAACAUCAAGAAAAAGGGAAAGAAAAUGAGUCCAAAAACUUUUGGGGUGAGGCUGGAGGACUGUCUGCCUGCUGCCAGUAAUAAGUUUGUUCCACAGAUUGUGGAGACUUGUUGUAGUCUGGUGGAAGAGAUGGGUUUGGAAUAUACUGGCAUAUACAGAGUGCCGGGGAACAAUGUCAUGGUGUCUUCUCUUCAGGAACAGCUCGACAAAGGCAUGGUUAUAGACACUGCUGAGGAGAGAUGGAAAGACCUGAAUGUCAUCAGCAGUCUUCUGAAAUCCUUCUUCAGAAAGCUUCCAGAACCUCUUUUUACAGAUGAUAAAUAUAAUGACUUCAUUGAUGCCAACCGUUUAGAGGAUACAGGGGAUCGCUUGAAGACCAUGAGGAAACUUAUACGUGACCUGCCGGAUCACAACUACCACACACUGAAGUUUCUUAUCGGUCAUCUGAAAACAGUUGCGGACCAUUCAGAAAAGAAUAAGAUGGAGCCUAGAAAUCUGGCCCUGGUGUUUGGCCCAACACUGGUGCGGACCUCAGAAGACAACAUGAUCGAGAUGGUCACUCACAUGGCAGACCGCUACAAAAUCACAGAGACUCUUAUCUUGCAUCAUACAUGGUUCUUCAGUGAUGAUCUGGAUACGGAUAAGACACCAGAGGAUCAGAAGCAGAAGGAAAUGCAGCCAGUUCUAAAUAUUGACCACCUUCUGUCUAACAUUGGCAGGGUGGUGCCACUGCAAGACUUCUCAGCUGAGCGAAUGGAUCAAAGUUUGCGAUUCCACCAGCCGUGACUCUGCUAUACCUUUAAGGGAACUUCCAAGAAAGAUCUUAGUGCCAAGAACUUCCUUUCCCUGUCUGACAUAUCAGCCAUAACCUGGAAGAAAAAGAAACACCAGAGCAGCUGUCCUGCAGACAGCAGUGCAGAUGAAGACUCUGAACAUGAGCCAAUCAAAACCAGCGAUUAUGAGGAAAUGAGUGACAACAGAAUGGUUGAAACACGACAAAAAAGACACAGAUCCUGAAAAUUAGAAAAAAAACGAGAAGGUCAGCAAGAUGGGAUAAAAUCAGGACAGGUGGAUAAAGACGAAUAUAAAAAACAAGGAGGAUUAAGAAGAACAUUAUUUUACAGAUAAGGAAGCAUCAAAUGGGUCAUAUUCAGUUUCAGUAGCUGUCUGUAUUCAGGCAACAGCUACCUGAGAUAAGACCAUCACCACAGCCAACCAUUUCUUCUUCCCCCAACUACUCCAAUACAACACAGCCCUCAAAUAUCUCACACAGUCUCUCACAAAAUAAAUAGAGACAAUAUGUGAAAGUAUUCCAAACAAUGAUUCUGCCAUAGAAGGGAUGAAGUUCAGACAGUACGGUAAGCUGAGGAUAGCGUUCCUGAUUUAUUUUAUUUUUCCAUCUCAUUUUUAUUUAUUAAUGUUUUUACCAUGUCAGUGAUCCCUGAAUUAACCUUUGUCCUCUUGAGUAAAUCAUGUCAUUCUUCUCUACAUGUGGAUGCUGCUCUUCAUUAACAUGGCCUUCAGUGUUGUUGUGU
This is a messenger RNA of Danio rerio (zebrafish), 4591 nucleotides long. Lineage: Eukaryota; Metazoa; Chordata; Actinopteri; Cypriniformes; Danionidae. The record is from RefSeq and is a predicted model, not a curated record.